UUAAAUUUUUUAUUUUUUACACAAACUUAAUUAAUUAGUUUAUUUAUAGAUAUAUAUUUAAAAUUUGAUAAUUCGACGAUGACUCCUGGAUUGGGUCAUGAUCCUUUGUCCAGUUACAAUAUAACGGCUCUCGGUAAUACAGCUUUAUGUCUGUGGCAACAACCACAACACAUCCUCUUUCAAUUGGCUAAUUUCUGCUUUGUAUUAUCCUACUCGGCACCAUCAUCAAAAAAGGGAAUACUUUUUAUGCAUACUGUUCUCAUUGUUGGUUUUAUGCUGUUAUCUGGAUGGGCAUGGCACGUAAUCUGUGCACCAGAUAUAUUUUCCUGGAAUUUUGCCUUUCUAGUAUUAAAUAUUGGCCAACUAGUUUACAUUGUUUAUCAAAUGAGACCAGUACACUUUGAUCCAGAGCUCGAAGAAGUUUAUCAUACGUUAUUUUAUCCAUUCAAGGUCUCUCGGAUGCAAUUCAAGAGACUAGUGUCACCAGAAUUUGCAACAAUAAUGUCACUUCAUGCAGGUGAAGCUUAUGCAAUGCAAAAUCUAACGAGAACAGACAGACUGGGACUAUUAUUAAGUGGAAAAGUUAAUGUUCUCAGUGAUUCAAAUUAUCUUCAUCCAAUUCUUCCGUGUGAAUUUUUGGACUCACCUGAAUUUGAAAGCUCUCGUGCUUCUGUUGACGAUAAAUUUAAAGUUUCUAUUGUUGCAGCAAGCUCAUGUAGAUAUUUGUACUGGCAAAGAUCAGCUUUAGAAUAUUUAUUAGUAAAAGAAGCAUACUUAGCAACUGUUUUAACAACUUUAGUGGCGAGAGAUAUUGCUACUAAACUCUAUGCUAUGAAUAAUAAGAUAGUUACAGAUAAAGGCUCCCAUUUAGAUAUAAGACUGCCAACGAUAAGUGCCGGUUUAAAUAUGACUGGGGAAUACCGAAGUCCACGUGCAUCUCGACAAGCUUUAAUGCGUCGUAAAGAAGGCAAACCAACCACCAAUAAUGUGGGUGGUGCUAAACCGAAAGAAAGGCCGGCUAAUAACCUGACGAAACUUGGCGCGCCUAACAUGGAACCGCUACCAGAGAUCCCGUCUUGUGAUGAUUUAGCUUCCAGUGGGGUUGAGAGCUGGCUCGAAUCCUCCAGCAAGUAUCACAGCUGUGAAAUUGUUGAUGAAGAGUAG
Messenger RNA from Microplitis demolitor, 1164 nucleotides. RefSeq names its product popeye domain-containing protein 3-like. The coding region runs from base 79 to 1164 and encodes 361 amino acids. Gene Ontology annotation, molecular function: cAMP binding. The transcript has 7 exons. The record is from RefSeq and is a predicted model, not a curated record. NCBI's taxonomy places the organism in Eukaryota, Metazoa, Arthropoda, Insecta, Hymenoptera, Braconidae. Gene Ontology annotation, cellular component: sarcolemma.